This is a messenger RNA of Phycodurus eques (leafy seadragon), 4380 nucleotides long. RefSeq names its product CCN family member 1. The coding region runs from base 159 to 1349 and encodes 396 amino acids. The transcript has 5 exons. Gene Ontology annotation, molecular function: protein binding. Gene Ontology annotation, biological process: signal transduction. Lineage: Eukaryota; Metazoa; Chordata; Actinopteri; Syngnathiformes; Syngnathidae. Gene Ontology annotation, cellular component: extracellular region. The record is from RefSeq and is a predicted model, not a curated record.
UCGAUGACAUUUAACAAGUGAUGGACGACGUUUCGUGAACUCGGAACGAAUCGGAUAUAAUCUUUUGUGGACAAACUCUAUUGUUGUUGAACCGGAAGAGGAUUUAUUGUUCUGUACCAAGUCGCGCUUGUCGUCUUCUAUGUGAAUCAGCUGACAGCAUGGGGAUUCUGCUGUUACUUGCUGUCAUGCAAGCGGUGACAGUCGCUUUGGUGACUGCAGAGUGUCCCGUGGUGUGCGAGUGUCCCGCCGGGCCCCCAUCCUGUGCCCCGGGGGUGAGUUCUGUCCCGGAUGGAUGCGGUUGCUGCAAAGUGUGCGCCGCGCAGCUGAACCAGGACUGCCGCGAAGGUCGGCCCUGUGACCACCAUAAAGGCCUGGAGUGCAACUAUGGCAAUGAUGUUGGUCGUACCAAUGGCAUCUGCAGGGCAAAGGCAGAGGGCCGCUCCUGCGAAUACAGUGGGCGAAUCUAUCAAAAUGGCGAGAAUUUUCAAGCUGGCUGCAAGCACCAGUGCACCUGCAUCGACGGGGCAGUGGGUUGCGUGCCCCUUUGCCCCAGCCACGUGCCCCUGGCAUCACCUUCCUGUCCGGCCCCACACCUGGUCAAGGUGCCGGGCCAGUGCUGCCUCAGCAUCGAGUGCCACAAGGGAACAACCGUUGUGCCGCCGGUGCACCGCCGACGUCAACCUCCGGUUUACCCGCCGUACCCCUUCAUUCCCUACCCGGUUUACCCUUACGUGAAACCGUAUGCAAAACCUUACCAGAAGCUGUAUCCCUACAAAUCCAAAAACGAGAUGGACACCCUGGGAAAUGAGUUAGUGGAGGUGGGCCGCAAAUGGGACAAGCCACAUGGCCACAAGCACCUGGCGGCGUGGAAGCAGGUGGGAGAUCAGUGCGUGGUCCAGACCACUUCCUGGUCCCAGUGUUCUCGCAGCUGUGGGAUGGGCAUUUCCUCUCGCGUUACCAACGACAACGCCCGCUGUAAGCUGGUCAAGGAGACCCGUCUGUGCAACAUACGACCCUGCAGCUCCAUGUCGAUCCCAGCCAAGAAAGGGAGGAAGUGCUCCCGGACCCACAAGGCCCCCGAGCCGCACCGCCUGUCCUACGCCGGUUGCAGGAGCACUCGCCUGCACAGGCCCAACUACUGCGGCGUGUGCAGAGACGGCCGCUGCUGCUCACCACGUCGCACGCGCACCGCCAGCGUCACCUUCGCCUGCCCCGACGGCGAACGCUUCACCAGAUCCGUCAUGUUCAUCCAGUCGUGCAAGUGCAGCGACGAGUGCAACCAUCUCAAUGAGGCGGCCAUGCCCCCGCAGCUCUGGCUCUACGGAGACACACACAAGUUCAUUGACUAGUUCACUUACUAGCUCCUCAGACCCUACAUUCCUAGCCACAUGACACCCCCACCCCUGCAGUCCCCAUUAUGCCUAUUUCGAAAUACUUAAGAAUUAUUUAUUCCUUGUAUUUUUUUGUUUGUUCUGAACUUGAUCUGUAUUUUUUAAAUUCUCAUUUUGUGGAUGAUACCAUUAUUCAGCCAAUACACAUAUUUUACAUUAGGAAAAAAGUCACAGCAUACCACCAGAAAAAGUCACAAAAAGUGGAUGCACAGGUUAAUUGCGACCGAGUGGAAAAGCAUUGAAUUGUUUUGCCUGUCACUGUACAUCCAUCCAUUUUCCGUUUCGCUUAUCCUCACGCGGGUCGCGGGCGUGCUGGUGCCUAUCCCAGCUGAGUCUGGGCGAGAGGCGGGCUACGCCCUGAACCGGACGCCAGCCAAACGCAGGGCACAGUAAUAAAAUUUAAAAAAAAAAAAAAAAAAAAAUGAAGAAAAAAAACAUUCACACCAAUUAACCUAUCAUAGAUGUUUUUGGAAUGUGAAAGGAAACCGGAGCACCUGGAGAAAUCCCACAUAGGCACGAGGAGAACAGGCGAACUCCACACUGGUGAGGCCGGAUUUUAACCCCGGUCCUUAGAACUGCGAGGCAGAUGUGCUAACUCGCCGCCCAUUAUACAUUGCUACAUUUUUUUUUUAGAGUUAAUAUACAAUUUCCCGUUGAACACCACGGCACAAUAAUGUGCCACAACACACUGGUUGGGAAUCAUUGCUUUAAUGUGUAGAAUUUAUGUACGGACUCGCAAUCCAGUCUGAAGUCAACCCACACCACAGCGUUACUUUCUCAGACAGUACAUUAAAGCAGAGAUUUCCCACCAUUGUGCGACACAUCAUCAAAUGUGCUGUGGAAAAUGAUCCAAUUUGACUUAAUUGGUCCUAAAAUUGUUAUAUAUUCACUACAAAUAAUGUGUCUUUGUUCAUCUAUCGAUGCCAAUGACAUAUAUUGACAGGCGGAAUAAUUCCAUGCUCUUCCAGUAGGUGGCAGAAAGAGCAAUAAUCCUGCAUAUCCACCUUCUGUCAGAAAGAUUUCACACUCAUUUGUGGCUCAUUAUUUCAGUAUAUCUACUUUUUGACAUUUUAGUUUGGUGGUGUGCUGUUAGAUUUUUGUAAUGAAAAAUGUAAUCGUGGCUCGAUAAAGUUAAAAAAAUAAUAAUAAGGAAAUGAGAAAAUAAUUAAAGAUGACAUUAUUUUACUUUACAUGACAGAACAAACAAAAAAAUGAGAAAGAAAAAUACAAUUAAAGAAUAAUUUAUUUAUAAGUAUUAUAAAAUACGGAGUGACUUUUCAAUCACCCUGUAGAAUCACUGUCCUUAUCCUAUCAAUGAGUAGAUGCAAGAUGCCAUUUGCGAAUUUUUCGGGGAGAAAAGGGGAAGGAUUUUGUGAGCAUCUUCAUCAGAUUAGCUCUGCUUCAGUGUAGAUUCAAAUGUUGUUGUUUUUUUGUUUGUUUUUUUGGCCUUGCUGGAGAGUUUUGUUUCUCUAAGCCAGCCAGCUGUGCACCAAGAACCCCCCCACCCCCCCCGAACUCUGUGAGACUUUUGUUUGCUGGGGGUGACAUGUAAAUAGCUGACACACAAAUACAUAACUGUUGCUGAUUUAUUUUGUUAGUCAUGUGACAGAAGUUAUGAGUGAAUGCGGCCUAAUAGUACUGAUAAUCCAAAUCAUGGAGGUGGAGAGUACUUGUCCCAAAGGUCUGAUGAUGAUGAUGUCGUUCUGACACACACGUGGCCCGUGACCUUAUUUGGUAUUUAUUCAUUCGUAUUUAUUGUUGGGUUUCACACACAAGCGGCCGGCCGUUAGGGAAGGCAGCAAGUUUGGAGCAUCCGAGGGACAAAACAGCUGAGGUCCGUCAGCUACUGAAGGACGUGACCUCCCACAGAUUGACAUCAAUCAUAGUUCACCGUUGGAUGGUGAAAGCUACCGGGGAACCCCCCCCCCCCCCCCCCCCCCCCCCCACUCCCAAAAAAAAGAGAUGAAACCUGAUGUGUUAGGGAUUUGAAAUGCAUGUCAAAGGUUGUUUACACAGCUGGACUCAUCCCCUGGUUUGUCUCCUCAAGAAACUGAGGCAUUUAGCAAGCACCGGAGGAACAAGCCUGGGAAUCUGGCGUCAGGAAGUCGACCGCCCGAUUCUGUGCAAAUUACAAUCCUUAUUUAAGCAGCGAGAGAUAAAUCCUUGCCCGCUGGAUUGCUGUAAAAAUAAAAAUCCAAAACUGUGUGUACCGAGGUAAACCUAUCAUUUAUGAUGAGAGGGCGGAACCGCUGCGCUGCCGAAAAGGGCCUGUCAUCAAGAAGCUACGGUUGGAAGCUGAUUCCUGAACCCAAACCAUUAGUCAUGCUUCUUACUGUUACUGUAAAUUGGAGUCAAUGAAGGGACUGUAGUCAGAAGAGUGUUUUGGCUCCGUAGUCAACAAGAAGCUCAUUUUUUAGGAUGCUUUUGGAACUUGAGUCAUGACCCGAUGUAGUAACAUGUCUUGUCCUUAACCAACUACAAAUUCGAAACCAUAGUUCUCUUACUGCUGUGCCAUAGCGGCUUUAGCACAUUUGUUUGUUUUUACCAUGCGACCUUUCUUAGUCAAAUGUCAGAUAAAAGUGUUCUCCAUGUUUCCUGUGCUCUUUGCCUACAUAGAUGCCGUUGCUCUGGAACUAUACCUUUAGUUUUGUUAUAGGGACAUACUAGAGCAGCAAUGUCCGGGCUGUAUAUGGGCCAACAUUUUUACCAGUUGUACUGACAUAGUUCAUGUAUAUUUUAGCACUGAAUACGUCGGGGUUCGGAUCCUUUAUAUGCAUCUCAGUGCAAAUGUUGAGGAUUGUAAAUCUAUGAGUGUACAUUAGACUCCAUCUGUAAUAAUUACAGCAUGAUUUUAAUUGUAUAUUCCAUUAAAGACUUCUACAGAGUCAAUUAUUGGUAGAAAGACUGCCUCACGGCUGUCGUCGAGGGAUUUAUUGGAAAAAAACACAUCACUCCUCCAGCUGGAUGUCAGAACUGUUAUCAUUCAUCA